Molecule: messenger RNA, 3569 nt
Organism: Cyprinodon variegatus (sheepshead minnow)
Lineage: Eukaryota; Metazoa; Chordata; Actinopteri; Cyprinodontiformes; Cyprinodontidae
Gene: efnb2a
Product: ephrin-B2
Exons: 5
Coding region: 655-1659 (334 amino acids)
Biological process (GO): ephrin receptor signaling pathway; axon guidance; blood vessel morphogenesis
Cellular component (GO): plasma membrane
Molecular function (GO): ephrin receptor binding
Source: RefSeq, a predicted model, not a curated record
UUCCCAGCCUGGUCAGAGAGCUGCAGCCGCUCAGGCGUCACCCUCCCUGCCCUGCGUGCGUUACUGUGCGGGAGGACCGGAUCUGCGGGACUCUUCUCCCCUCUUCUUGGAGUUUUUCAUUUGUUUGCUUCUUCUGUGUUUUUUCUUUCAUCGGGGGAAGAGGACCUGCUUAGUAUGAGAAGCUCCAUCCCAGCAUCUCUCAUCCACACAUCUGCUCAUUUUGUUCAUUCUGACCAUCCGACCUCAUUGUUCCAUUUUUGCGCUGCUGUCACCCUCACUCCUUCCACCUCCAGCUGAAAGCGGAAUAUCUCUGCCUCUCCGGCCCUGCUGGCUUUGGAUGUUGGCUCUUUACGCGCAGAGGGAUUUAUAUUUGUCUGCUCCUCUCUGAAGGAUGGAUGCUUGCGGCUUGAAGCGGGCGGAAUACUGAGGCGCUGCGCCCUGAGCGAAGAGCCGCCGUGCGCCUUGGAGCAGGUCCCUCUCUGCUGGAGAUGCUCUGAUGUUUGGCUCCCUAUGACCUGGAUCGGGAUAUAAUCUGAAGAUUUUUCUCCUCACCCACCUCCCCCCCACCCCUUUCCCCCUGGUUCUGCUCUUGCUUUUUUUAUUUUUUUGUGCGUGGACAUACACGGCGGCGCAGCCCGGAGGCGCGCGGACACCAUGGGGGACUCGAUGUGGAGAUAUUAUUUAGGAGUUUUCUUCCUCGCCUUGGAGCUGGACUUGUGUCGGCCGCUCAUCCUGGAGUCCAUCUACUGGAACACCACCAACACCAAAUUUGUUCCAGGCCAAGGCGUGGUUUUAUACCCGCAAAUCGGGGACAAGCUGGACAUUGUGUGCCCCCGGGUGGACGGCGGGGUGCCCGACGGCGUGGAGUAUUACAAGGUUUACAUGGUGCCCAGGGAGCAGCUGGAGAGCUGCACCAUCACCAAGGCCGACACGCCGCUGCUGAACUGCGUGAAGCCCGACCAGGAUGUGAAAUUCACCCUGAAGUUUCAGGAGUUCAGCCCCAACCUGUGGGGGCUGGAGUUCUUCAAGGGGAAGGACUACUACAUCAUCUCUACGUCCAACGGCACCAUGGAGGGCAUCGACAACCAGGAGGGAGGGGUGUGCAAGACCAAGUCCAUGAAGAUAGUCAUGAAAGUGGGACAGAAUCCCUCUGACCCUGUUUCACCCAAAGACAGCCCUACGAGAACACCUUACAAACCUCUCGAUGACAACAGGGAGUCGAACGAAGUUCCCGACCAACCUGGGAAAUCCCACACAGACGUCGGCGGAGGAGGCGGCAGCAGCGGCGGCGGGAAGUCGUCCAGCGCCAUUGGCUCCGAGGUGGCCAUCUUCGUGGGCAUCGCCUCGGGCAGCGUCAUCUUCAUCGUCAUCAUCGUCAUGCUGGUCCUGCUGCUGCUGAAGUACCGACGGCGGCACCGCAAGCACUCGCCGCAGCACACGGCCACGCUGUCGCUGAGCACGCUGGCCACGCCCAAACGGAGCGGAGGCGGCGGCAACAACAACGGCUCGGAGCCCAGCGACAUCAUCAUCCCGCUCAGGACUGCUGACAGCGUCUUCUGCCCGCACUACGAGAAGGUGAGCGGGGACUACGGACACCCCGUCUACAUCGUUCAGGAGAUGCCUCCUCAGAGCCCCGCCAACAUCUACUACAAGGUCUGAGGUGGAGACCUGGGGAAGCAGGAACCCGACGAUCCACGGACAGAGCGGGGACGCCAACCGGCCGUCCCGCCUUUCCUCUCUCUGUCCACCCCUCCUCCUUUCCUCUGUUGUUUCGUCGCUAGUCGUUUCCUCUCUGAGUUUCUGCUGUUCGGUCGCAGAGCGGCGAAGCAGCCGACGCUCGCCGUCAGCGUUCUGCUAACGAGUGGAUGGAUUUAUGGACGUGAGGGAGGGACUACCGCAGCAGGAAGUGGGUGAAGCAGGAACUAUGGCGGACACAGACUGGAAGCAGAGAGAUUUCCUCUCUGGGACUAUUUUUUUUUUCCGAUCACCCCGUCACCUCUCCACCCACAUGUCUCCCAUCACACACAAACACUCACAGAGACGGACUCACCGCUGUCGUCGACCGCAUCAUCUCUCCUCAUCCUCAGCUCCGUUUUCUCACCCGUUUCUUUUUUACUUGAAGGUUUUAGAGAAAACGGCGGCUUCUGUUUAUGUUCCUCAUCUCUCCCGGUUUUGUUCGUAUCUGUUUUUGCUUUUAUACUCCGGCAUAGUUGGAGUGCAGAUAGUUUGGUUUUUUACCCCCCCCCUGCCGAUUGUCUGGCGUGUCAUCGGACGUCACGCGUUGCAGCGACUCAGUUCAAACCGGAGGAGGUGGACCCUGCAGAGAGGAGGACUUUUUUUGUAUCUUACAUAGCGCAGCACUUUUAACACUCCUUACUUUAGCUCCUCCACGCAGAGAAAGAGACGCGGCGACGUCCGCAGACGGGACUCCAGUUCGCCUUACUGCUGUAAGACCUGGUGGAGGUUAGGGUAGCCGGCUGAAACGGUUCUAGGUACUGUAACUAAGGGUACCCGAAGGGCCCAAAAUUCAGCCUGACCGGUGCUCUCCUGUUCUGUUUUCUGUAAAGCACACGGGCAUCAGUUAAACCUUCAUUAGCGUUUCCUUCUCGUGAGUCUUUGCUUCUCUUUUGUUCACUUCAAAUAGAUGUACAUUAAAAAAAAAGGACAUUAAAUGAUGAAAAAACUACAAAAAUAAGAGGAUAAAAUUUAUUUAUGAUAGACACAGAGCACAGGUGUUGUCAGGCGGCGUGGAGAAGAAGAAGAAGAAGAAACUAACUUUAAUAUAUAAGGGGUAUAAGUGCACAUUAUGCAAUCUAGGUUUUGAUGAUUUGAUAUCUGUGAAGCCGCUCGGCCCGGAAGGAAAGUUCUGGAUCCGGCUCCAGUUAUCCCCAAAAUAACGUGCAGAGUAGCUGUUUCUCCCAAAGGAAUAAAAGUUCCCACAAUCACCCAGUGUGCCCGAUCUCUCUCCAUACACACCCUCCACCUUCACCAUGCAUGUGUGUUUGGUCAUGUGAGCGUCAGUGACUCCAGGCUUAGAUCCUCUACGGCCUCCCCCCCCCCGAGCAUCAGUCAGCCCAUCGCUUCCAUCCUCAUCCAUCCAUGAGCAUCGAAUUUCACCGAAAAAGCCAAGCCUUGUUAUUAACUGAGGUUUGUGCCUCUGAGAGGCUACAAAAUCUGCAAAUAUGCAAUUCUUAUUUAUUUUUUUAAUCAAUUCUAAGAAGAAAAAAAGUGUUCUUAACAACCGAGAGAUGUAACAACAAACCAACAUGACAAAAAACUAGCAAGAGUACGUCACACCAGUCUGUUUUCUCUUCUGUUUUGUUCUUUUUCUUCUGUUUUUCGACAACGUGCCGUAGUACAAACUGUGAAGAUAUAUUAAAUAAAAAAAGCAUCAGUAAGAGAACCGGACCGAUGUUUAAAGGUGUGGGAGGGGAAAAAAAAGACAAACACAAACAGAAAAAAAUGGCUUUUAGUUGCUUUCUGUCUGCGGCAGAAUCUGACAAUCUCCUUAGUUUCUUUGAAUCUGGCGUCCUUUUCUCAGCGCCCGAAUGGCCGCCGCCCGCCGGCCU